CCGCCGCCUCUGACCGCCGAGCGGGCGAGCGGCACCGGCCGCCCUCUCCCCGGCUCUGCCGGCGCCCGCUGGACCGGCGCUUCCCGAAAAUGUGCGGAGACACCAGCCGGGCUUUGCUGGCGACACAGAAAGCAGGUGGAAAUUAAAAGAAGGAAAUCAUUCCAGAGCGCUGGGACACAGCACAACAGCUAACCUGGCCUCCGAAUAUCUCAGAUGCCGGUGUGUCGGACACAGCCUGUUUUGUGUGGGAUUUCCUAUUUGCCCAUCACUUCAUCACAGCGACGGCAUGCCAGGAGGCAGACUACGGCUGGAUGAUCCGGCACCACUGCCUGAAGCAGUUCCAGCUCAGCAUGGAGGGCAUCGGGCAGCGGCUCUGGUGUGACUGGGAGGAGACCGUGGGCACCUACGGGGAGCUGACAAACUGCACGGCGCUGAUCGCCGAGAAGCUCGACUGCUACUGGCCUAACCGACUGGUGGAUGAGUUCUUCGUGGCCGUGCACAAGCAGUACUUCAGGAACUGCUCUCCCUCUGGCCGGGCGCUGCACGACCCCCCCAACAGCGUCCUCUGCCCCUUCAUCCUGCUGCCCGUCCUCGUCACCCUGCUGAUGACCGCGCUGGUGGUGUGGAGGAGCAAACGCAGCGAGGGCAUCGUGUAGGGACGCCCUGCCACCGGCACAGGGGAGGGACAGGGGGGAGCCCACCCUGCAACGUGCCUGUUUUUUUUUUAAGAAGACCCUGGCAGAGGCACAUCAUGGAGGGUACCAAGCCCCAGAGGCAAAGGCAGUAACGCCACCGCUCUUCCCUCACGGGUACCCUCCGCAGCGCACCUGUGCCGCUUGCCCGUCGGUUUCCAGAUAAAUACAUGAUUUAAGACACGGUUGUUUGGCGAUAUGGGAUGCCAGCGGCCUGUCACGGGCUGCCCCGGCGGCGGGGAGCUCUCUCAGGGUACUGGGGAGCACAGCUCACCCUGAGCACCAGCACCGCCACAGCUCUGCUCAGCCUUUCCCAGUUGCUUCCCUCCCAGCACCCUCCAGCAUCACGUGCCAAAAGAAGAUAAUUUUUAAAGAAAAAACAAACACCUACCCACCCACACCACCCCCC
Molecule: messenger RNA, 1101 nt
Organism: Athene cunicularia (burrowing owl)
Lineage: Eukaryota; Metazoa; Chordata; Aves; Strigiformes; Strigidae
Gene: RAMP1
Product: receptor activity modifying protein 1
Exons: 3
Coding region: 312-656 (114 amino acids)
Biological process (GO): intracellular protein transport; regulation of G protein-coupled receptor signaling pathway; receptor internalization
Cellular component (GO): membrane; cell surface; signaling receptor complex
Molecular function (GO): coreceptor activity
Source: RefSeq, a predicted model, not a curated record